Punica granatum (pomegranate) is the source of this 3303-nucleotide messenger RNA. NCBI's taxonomy places the organism in Eukaryota, Viridiplantae, Streptophyta, Magnoliopsida, Myrtales, Lythraceae. The record is from RefSeq and is a predicted model, not a curated record.
AUGGCAGAGGAAAAUCAACUCACUGUCUUCGAAGGGAAUACACCACCGACGCCGGUUCAUUCUCCACAGCUCGCGAUGAAUGCGCCACCACCACAUCAUGGGACUCCCUCGGCCCAUCUCCCACAACCGAUUUCAUCAAGCAUGUCACUACCGCUGGGGUACGCACCACCACCACCUGGGCACUCGCCGCCACCACCGAUGCACGCGCCGUCGUCGGCAACUCAAGCACCACCGCCUGCCCAUGAUCCUACUCGCAUGGCCACGCUCGAGGGCAACGUCACAACUCUUCAAAACACGGUUGACGUUAUGGCCGCUAAUAUGGCCGAGAUGAUGGCCUUGCUCAGGGGACCAAAUCGCGCGUCUUUGAGCUCCAUCCCGCCUCUUGCACGCAGGCCAAUUGUCGACCCCACUCCUUGGGUCCCGCCAACUCAUGCAUCAGAGGGCGACAUAGCGGCCGCCCCCGCGCCAGCAAUUAUCCCAGUGCCCGCUCCUCAUCCGAAGCACGCGCCAGCAAUUCACCCAGUCGACUCCGGCCAUCCUCAGUCCACCAUUCCAGCAACUGUCUCACUUCCGCCCAUGACGAUUCCCGUGCCGGAUCCGACCAUGUUCGCACCACCUCCUGUGUCCGUGCCAGCUCCAGCUACAGUUUAUACUGCUCCUCCGCCGAUGGGCUUCCCGACAUCGAGUGCUCCUUUACCCGCGAAAGUCAAAAUGCCAGAGUUCGAGAAAUACGAUGGAACCAAAGACCCGCGGCACCACCUUCGCCACUAUCAUACAAAGAUGCUUCAGUACUGGGACUAUGAACAGUUCGUCGCCGCCACUUUCCAAGAAAGUCUAUCAGAAUUGGCCCUUAAUUGGUUCAUGUCGCUUCGAGCGGAGGACAUCCCUUCCUGGACCGAACUGGCCAAGAAGUUUGUUGAGCAGUAUCAGUACAACAUGGAGACGCCCCCGUCCUUCCUCGAGUUGAGCACGAUGGAAAUGGCAGAGGGGCAGAAGCUUGAGGAUUACGCCACGAAUUGGCGUUCGGAAGCAGCAAAACAUUUCCCUCCAAUUUGCGAAGCGCAGCAAAUCCAAAUGUUUCAUGGGACUCUCAAGGGGGCUUACUACUCUCACUUCAUGGGUCACAAGUCUACUUUCUCGGAGAUGAUUAUGGCCGGGAAGCAGGUAGACCUGGGUAUCAAACUCGGAAGGUUAGAGGGCCCGACAAAGAAAGGGGAAGGAGAGUCCUCGAGGAGGACUGCCUCAGCAGCCACCCCCACUGGCGGCAGAAGGAGUAAGGAGGCAUCAGUCAAUGCCGUCAAUGUGGGCCACAACGCGCCGCAACAGUACUCGGUGAGCUUCACGCCCGCGCCAUCUACCUCCCCCGCGUAUGCUCCACCGCCUUCGCCCUAUCCAUCUCAGCAUCCCGCUCAACCGAUUUAUUAUUCGGCUCCGCCGACAUCAUUUCCAUCGGCCCCGCAACAAGUCGUCCAUCAUUACGCUCCCGCUCCUCCUCAGACCCCGCAGUACAGGCCUCCGGCUUCGAGAACUCCUCAGCCGACACAACAGGCCCCAGCCCCACAGGGUCAACAAGGCGGCGCAAUGCAAGCUCGGCAGCGCAUACAGUUCACACCCCUGCCUACCCCACUCUCCCACAUAUACAGGCAACUAUUAGCUGUCGAAAUGAUCCGACCAACGGUUCCCGGUCCCAGUUUCGUUCCUACAAACCAAAAUCAAAGUCUACGCUGCGAGUACCAUUCUGGUGCACCCGGUCACACCACCGACAACUGUUGGAAAUUGCGGGAGGAGGUUCAGAAGUUGAUCAACAGUAAAAAGAUCUCGUUCAAUGCCAUUAGGCCCCCGAACGUGCAAGCUAACCCUCUCCCUGAUCAUGGGUCGAGCUCGGGGCCCACCAUCAAUAUGAUCAGUAUUUGCACUGUGAGAGAGGACGAGAGCCAACAGGAGGGCCCUACUCCAUUUAUAAUCGAGUAUGUCCUCGCGGAAGCCACCGUAGGGUUCACAGGGUCUAGUGCAGCACCCACCCCCUUCAUAAUAGAAGUCCCCGCUCGAGAGCCGUACCAGGACAGCAAGGUCCCUUGGACUUACGAAGGAAGUGUCGGAAACCUGGAGCAGCAGUUCAGUGUCAUGGGCGUGACACGCUCGGGCCGGGUAUACACGAACCCUGAGAUCGCAGGCAAGGGAAAGGCUCCUGCUGCAUCCGGAGCUGCUCCGGAAGCCCCGCCUAUCCCGCAGAAGAAGGUUCCUAAGGAGAUAGCCCCAGAUCGAAUUGAAGAGACCGUCAGCUCGAUUUUCUCCAAUGCCAUCUCAUUUUCAGAUGACGAGCUCCCCUCCGAAGGGUGGGCACACUCACGGGCGUUGCACAUCGUCUGCAAGUGCAACAAUUUCAUCAUUGGCCGGGUCAUGAUCGACAACGGCUCCGCCCUCAAUGUUUGCCCAGUGUCCACGUUGAAGCAAAUGAAUGUGGACCUCAACCGCGUCCGCCCGAGCAAAACCGCGGUUAGAGCCUUUGACGGCUCGCGGAGGGAAGUGAAUGGGGAGAUUGACCUUUUGAUCGAUGUCGGCCCGUGCUCAUUCAGCGUCACAUUUCAGGUCCUUGACAUCCCGAAUGCUUUUAGCCUGCUCCUCGGGAGACCCUGGAUCCACUCAGCUGGAGCCGUUCCCUCGUCCCUGCACCAAAGGAUCAAGUUCAUCGCGGAUGGUCGGCUCAUUACGGUCAAGGGUGGGGAGAACUACGCCAUCUACAAGGAAACGGCUGUGCCCUAUAUUAGCAUCGGAGACGACGAGAACCUCCCAUUCCAUUCAUUCGAGACCAUCUCCGUCAUUCGGGACUAUGGAGAGGUUCGUCCAUCUCGUGCUGACCGCAUGGUCGGGAAGGUCCUUCUGCGUCACAACUACGUUCCUGGUACCGGGCUUGGAGCACAGGGGCAGGGGAUCAAUUGCCCCAUCGAGAUUGAAGAGUACAAGAACAGGAGGGGACUCGGUUUUCGCCCUUCCUGCCACGAAAUUAUCGAGGCCCGUAGGGGCAAACACUUCCACCAUCUCGCCGCGCAUUAUGGGAAGAUCAACAGGGGCAUCCCGGUUCCCCCACUCUCUCACUUUUUUCCCGCACCGCCACACGUCAUCGGAGGUACUCUUGACGGCCCCUCCUCGGUUUCAAACGCCGAGCCUGUCGAUCUGCCAGCCAUAUGCGCCAUCACUGAGGAGACUCCUUUAGGGGUCCAUAUCCGCCUUGCACAGGAGAAUGAGGAGCUCAACAACUGGACCUCAGUCCCAUGCUACUCGGUUGUGAUCGCCGAUGUGUAA